AUGUCUGGUCGAGGCAAGGGCGGGAAGGGUCUGGGCAAAGGGGGUGCCAAGUGCCACCGCAAGGUGCUGCAGGACAACAUCCAGGGCAUCACCAAACCCGCCAUCCGCCGCCUGGCCCGCCGCGGCGGAGUCAAGCGCAUCUCAGGCCUCAUCUACGAGGAGACCCGCGGGGUGCUCAAGGUCUUCCUGGAGAACGUGAUCCGGGACGCGGUCACCUACACAGAGCACGCCAAGCGCAAGACGGUCACGGCCAUGGACGUGGUCUACAUGCUCGAGCGCCAGGGCCGCACCCUCUACGGCUUCAGUGGCUUAGUCAACGUUUCUGCAACCCUAAGUUUUCCUCCAAAGGCCCUUUUCAGGGCCACCCACUUCCUCUCGGGAAGAGCUGUUAACAAAUUAGCCAAGACACUUUCGUGUAUGUAG
Artibeus jamaicensis (Jamaican fruit-eating bat) is the source of this 423-nucleotide messenger RNA. RefSeq names its product histone H4-like. The record is from RefSeq and is a predicted model, not a curated record. Gene Ontology annotation, biological process: nucleosome assembly. Bases 1 to 423 code for a protein of 140 amino acids. The transcript has a single exon. Gene Ontology annotation, molecular function: structural constituent of chromatin; protein heterodimerization activity; DNA binding. Lineage: Eukaryota; Metazoa; Chordata; Mammalia; Chiroptera; Phyllostomidae.